GUUUGCUGCGUUUGCUUGAACGUGCGUUGUGGUGUGCUGGGUGAUUGCCUUGUUGCCCGUGUGUGUGUUGUUGCGUAGAGUGGACGGUGGAGUAGCACGCUAGCACGCAGGGCAAGGAACUUAUACGGCCUUGGGGCAAGGCGAUAUCGCAGGGAACGGGUGCGAGGAGCGCGUGCGGCGCGUGGUGAAGUUAGAGGGCCUUGAUGUAAGGGUACAGACACCAGUAACCAUGGCAACAAAUGGCUCUGCUCCCCGCAACACUGCCACCGUGGUGCUGGGAUCACAGUGGGGAGACGAAGGCAAGGGGAAAAUCGUCGACCAGCUGGCCAGCGAGAUGGACAUGGUGUGCCGCUGCCAGGGCGGGAACAACGCCGGGCACACAGUGGUCGUGGACGGCACCGAGUACGACUUCCACAUCCUGCCCAGUGGCAUCGUCCACAAACACUGCCUGGCAGUGAUCGGAAACGGAGUGGUCAUCCACCUGCCUCAGAUGUUUGAAGAGAUUGAGAAAAAUGAGGCAAAAGGACUGACGCACUGGCGAGAGAACUUGAAAAUAUCCAGUCGCGCUCACCUGGUCUUUGACAUGCAUCAGGAUGUGGACGGACUACACGAGAAGGAACGAGAGACGGAGGCGAGCUGUGGCAAAAAGUCGCUGGGCACCACAAAGAAGGGUAUUGGACCGACCUACUCGUCCAAGGCGACGCGUAAUGGACUGAGGGUCUGUGACCUGCUGGGCGACUUCAGCUACUUCGUGGAGCGGUGGGUGGCCGCCCUGGGUCGGAGGAGAGGAGGGGACGCUUAAACGGGGAGGGGAGUUAUCAGUGGAGUGGUGAAUAGGCGCUGUGGGAAAGGUGGAAAGGAGAGAUUCCGUUGAACAUGGGUCAGAGGUUACUAGUUUUAUAUACAUAAGGGAUUGAGUGUAGGUUUUCAUGAACUUAAGCCUCCGUGUAUUCUACUGUCCUACGAGGGAAUGUAUCAGGGCCUAGUUCAUAGCGCAAAGUACGUUGGCUAUGGCUAGUGUCACUUUGCUAAAGUGACACUUACUCAAAGCCAGGGACACUUUUACUAACGUUGGUCAGGUGUGUAAGAGCGUGUACCUAUAUGUACCCAUCUGUCGGGUCGCCCUUUCCAACGAGUGUCACUUAGCAGCAAAGGGGCUCUAUAUGAACUGGGCCCAGUCAUUUUCAUGUAGGUGACACCAUUACGCUGCUGAAUUCGUGUGCCAUCACUCUAAGCUAAGCCGCUUUUAUACACAGCUUUCAGGCUUGAUGAUACGCUUACACCGAACUUACGACAUGUAUGUGCCAGCUCCUAACCAACGACAUUUAUUUGCGUAUAUAUAACUAACGCCAUUCAUGGUUGAUUCGUGGUAACUCACUAGAAUUCGCCAGCCAAUCUGCCCUACCCCAGACCCAGCUAUUUUCGUCUCGCCGCCCCAGCUACCCUCCUGAAUCUUCAGUCCUCAGCCGCCUUCCCUGUGUUCCUCGGUCGUGAUGACCAUC
Amphibalanus amphitrite is the source of this 1502-nucleotide messenger RNA. Its product is annotated as adenylosuccinate synthetase-like. Gene Ontology annotation, cellular component: cytoplasm. Gene Ontology annotation, molecular function: adenylosuccinate synthase activity; GTP binding. The transcript is spliced from 5 exons. Lineage: Eukaryota; Metazoa; Arthropoda; Thecostraca; Balanomorpha; Balanidae. Gene Ontology annotation, biological process: IMP metabolic process; 'de novo' AMP biosynthetic process. The record is from RefSeq and is a predicted model, not a curated record. Bases 230 to 802 code for a protein of 190 amino acids.